Molecule: messenger RNA, 2545 nt
Organism: Fusarium verticillioides 7600
Lineage: Eukaryota; Fungi; Ascomycota; Sordariomycetes; Hypocreales; Nectriaceae
Product: CMGC/MAPK protein kinase
Exons: 4
Coding region: 998-2065 (355 amino acids)
Biological process (GO): intracellular signal transduction; protein phosphorylation
Cellular component (GO): nucleus; cytoplasm
Molecular function (GO): ATP binding; MAP kinase activity
Source: RefSeq, a predicted model, not a curated record
UUGGUUAACUACCCUUCUAUUCCGUCCGUCUUGACUUGUCUUGACUCACUGUGCUUGUUUCACAUCUCAACCAGCCUGUCUUGUUUUAAAAGUUAUCCUCCAUUCCUUUUGUGUCAGACCCAGACCCAGUCGGAGAGAGGCAAUAUCUUUCUCUCUAUCUGUACCUAGGUACGAACGGGAUUACUCACAGCCCAAUUCAACUGCUAGAUUCGAAAGACACACACACACACACAUACACACACACUCUCUCUCUCUCUCCCUCCUAAGAAAUAGCCCAUGCAGCAAAUAUCCUUACCCAUUCUCACCUAUACUCACCGUUGACGACGGCGAACCGAACUGAAACCUGGGCCUCUGCCACGACGCGCUAGCCUCUGUACGGGUCCUUUACAGCAGUGCAAGACCCUCUUCUGCCCCGCGCUCUCGACUUGCGAACCAGCAUCAGCACGGCCCGAGCGGACGUGGAGCUCUUCUGUUCCAUCUCUAGGUAGUUACCUUACCUUGCCUUAGCUGGACUACUUUAUCGCUACUAUAACUCACCGUCGCUGUCAACCCUUUUUUUCUUCAUACUAAAUACUCACCUAUUUUACACCUUUUGACUUUGGUUCUUCUCUCAGUCGCUAUAAAUCAUCAACUGCAUAUCUCCCUCGAUUCCGUUGAGUCUCGUCGAUAAUCAUAUCUUGCGAUUGUAUUGGGUGGAGCUCAAUACCUGACCCCUCAAAUCAUCCUUAAUCAGCCAGUCCAGCCCAGUUCAAGCCAGUCAGUCCAGCUGGUCCAAGUCCAGGUCCUUCUAGUACCAACAAAGGAGUCUUCUUCGUCUUACUUGACUGGUCCUUUUCUCUUGACUUGCCUUGACUCUCUCUCUCUCUCUACCUUAUUUCUACAACAUCUCGACCGACCGACCGAUCGAGCGGCCGCGAAUUCUUCUCUACACGACAUCAGCCGUUGCUUUUCGGUCGCUCUAUUCCUCUUCAGCUUUCCCCUCCUUUUCACCGCGACCAUGUCUCGAUCGAACCCCCCUAACGCUGCGGGGUCCCGCAAGAUCUCGUUCAACGUGAGCGAGCAGUAUGAUAUUCAGGAUGUUGUUGGUGAGGGCGCCUAUGGUGUUGUCUGCUCUGCCAUUCACAAGCCCUCCGGCCAAAAGGUCGCCAUCAAGAAGAUCACUCCUUUCGAUCACUCCAUGUUUUGUCUAAGAACCCUGCGAGAGAUGAAGCUGUUGCGAUAUUUCAAUCACGAGAACAUCAUUUCCAUUCUCGAUAUCCAGAAGCCCCGAAACUACGAGUCAUUUAAUGAAGUUUACUUGAUCCAAGAACUGAUGGAGACAGAUAUGCACCGAGUCAUCCGCACCCAGGACCUUUCUGACGACCACUGCCAGUACUUCAUCUACCAGACCCUCCGCGCCCUCAAGGCCAUGCACUCGGCCAACGUACUGCACCGAGACUUGAAGCCCUCCAACCUCCUCCUCAACGCCAACUGUGAUCUCAAGGUGUGCGAUUUUGGUCUUGCGCGAUCCGCUGCUUCGCAGGAGGACAACUCCGGUUUCAUGACUGAAUAUGUCGCGACUCGGUGGUACCGUGCGCCCGAGAUCAUGUUGACUUUCAAGGAGUACACCAAGGCCAUUGAUGUGUGGUCGGUUGGCUGCAUUCUCGCCGAGAUGCUCAGUGGCAAGCCCCUGUUCCCUGGCAAGGACUACCACCACCAGUUGACACUCAUUCUGGACGUGCUGGGCACGCCCACUAUGGAAGACUACUACGGAAUCAAGUCGCGCCGCGCUCGAGAAUACAUUCGAUCACUCCCCUUCAAGAAGAAGGUUCCCUUCCGAACUCUGUUCCCCAAGACCUCGGAUCUGGCCCUCGACCUGCUCGAGAAGCUCCUCGCAUUCAACCCUGUUAAGCGCAUCACCGUGGAGGAGGCUCUGAAGCACCCAUACCUUGAGCCUUACCAUGAUCCCGAGGACGAGCCAACAGCACCCCCGAUCCCCGAGGAGUUCUUUGACUUUGACAAGCACAAAGACAACCUGAGCAAGGAGCAGCUGAAGCAGUUGAUCUACCAGGAGAUUAUGAGGUAAAUAUGGUAUGAUGACGAAAGAUGGGCGAGGCAUCUAGGAUCUGCGAUCUGAGACACCUCUGACGGGACAUCUGUUGCUAGCAGGUGAGCUCAUACGUAGUUGCGACUUUUGAAAGGGAGAUGAGUGGCAGAAUUUGGAGAAGAUAGAUAGACCACAGCGCAACCCUCAUGCACGCACGCAAACAUACACAGAAUCACCUACUAGUUUAUUCUGCAUAGGUAGCAUGCACAUGGCAUGGGUCUUUUAGGGCAAACUUGAUGUUGAGAGAUGGUCAAAUGUAUGGGAACAGGAUCAAAGACAUGGGCCAGAGUCAGGGUCAGAGAGAGCCUGAGUCUGAGAAAGGCAAACAUGGGACUUGAAGAUGAUUUGAUGAAGUGCACAUUGCAGCCAUUUCUUUUUUUAGUUGUUAUAUCCCAAGAAAAAAGAAAUUCAUGAUGAUACGUGUUGACCAUAUUCAGGUGAUCAAUAGUGAAACAGAGU